AUGCCCCCUCCUGAUGAACCAUUCCCUCCUCCUCCUCCUACUGCUAUUGAUCUUGUUUCUAAUAGUACACAAGAUAAAAGUGGAGACAAUGUGAGUAGAAAGAGAAAAGAGCUUGAGAAGAAAAGCACAAAAUCACAAGUUUGGGAGCAUUUUGUCAAGUUGCCUUUAGAAGAAACAAAUGGAGAAGUUAAGGCUGCUGCAGAUAUUGUCAUGCAAUUAAUGCUUGUGACCCAAACAAAUGAAGAUGAUGAUUAUGAGGCAUCCUUUGCUAGAGGUUCCAAGAAUGAAGGCCCUCUUAAAGCUAGUGAUUGGAAUAAGGCAAGAAUGUUUCUUCAAUUCUUGAAGGUGUUCUAUGACAUAACUUUGAUGUUUUCAAGUUCACUAAAUGUCACUUCUAACACUUGGUUCCACCGAAUUGCUCUAAUUCAUGAGUUAUUGGAAGAGAACAUUGUGAAUGCCAAUCCUUUGCUUAUGGAGAUGUCCCUUAGCAUGAGAAAAGUUUGCAUGGCCAUGAAAAUUAAUAUUAGAGAUGUUUUGUAUCACAUGUUUGAUGAGUAUUCUAUGGGGCAAGCAAGUAGUAGUACUUCAAGCAAUGUUUCUUCUGUACCCCUAGGAUCAUCAACAUCAGCUAUGCCAAAAGGCCAAGGUAGUAGAGAUCUAGGUCAUAGACGGUUAGCAUCCCAAAAAGAAAAAAGCUCCUCAGACCCACAAUCUGAAUUAGAUAGAUAUCUUUCAUCUUCUUCAGCUGAUGAUACCCCUGUUGAUGAUGAUUUUGAUAUGUUAGCAUGGUGGAGAGCCAAUUCUAGUAAAUAUAAAAUAAUUUCUAGGAUGGCACAUGAUGUCUUGGCUGUGCCAAUGUCUACAGUGGCCUCUGAAUCAGCCUUUAGCAUUGGAGGAUGUGUAGUGGACUCUUAUAGGAGUUCACUAUCACCAACAAUGACUAAAGCACUUAUCUGUGCCCAAAAUUGGCUACUCCUAGGGAAAUCUCUUUCUGAAUUUGCAUCCAUGCUUCAAGAGUUUGAUAACUUUUAG
Messenger RNA from Neltuma alba, 1032 nucleotides. RefSeq names its product zinc finger BED domain-containing protein RICESLEEPER 2-like. Gene Ontology annotation, molecular function: protein dimerization activity. The transcript is spliced from 3 exons. The coding region runs from base 1 to 1032 and encodes 343 amino acids. NCBI's taxonomy places the organism in Eukaryota, Viridiplantae, Streptophyta, Magnoliopsida, Fabales, Fabaceae. The record is from RefSeq and is a predicted model, not a curated record.